Molecule: messenger RNA, 7191 nt
Organism: Amoebophrya sp. A120
Lineage: Eukaryota; Dinophyceae; Syndiniales; Amoebophryaceae
Source: the annotation of a GenBank genome assembly
AGGACCAAAUGUCUAUGAGUAUGAUGUUUGUAAGUACGUCAAUCACAAGGUAUGAUUCUCGACGCCUAUCAACAGCACCAGUCUCAUGUUCGUCUCGAUCGAGUUGUAGGAUGCAUGCAGAAGAAGCGAAAAUAAAGUAGAAACACUCUGAGGAGGCCACGUUAUUUGUUGCCACGAUCUUUUUACUAAUAAAUACAUAGUAAUAUCAAGUCAAUCGCCUCGCGAUAGCUGAUCAAGAUGAGCUUGUUGCUUUCUGAUUGGUGAACAAGACACCGACUUAGAAAUCGUCUUUGCUGCUCCACCAGUUGUACUCUCUGCUGCGUCGUUCGUUCGUUCCACGACUGGCGAACAACAAUCUCCCCGCGGACGAGACCACGAAAAGGACAAGAACAUCAACAGGAGCCAACCGCUGCCCGCGCUCUGCUCCAUCCUGCUCAACUCCUCUUCCCCUAACUCUUUCGAUUUUUUCGCACCAGCAGCCAGAGCCGAACCCUCUAGUUGUACUGUCGGAACAAGAACGAAGGAGCUGCACAAGGUCGGUUAUUAACGGUAGCCAACCCCCGAAAGAGGAAGAGCGCCAGCCGCCACAUCAGCGACAGCGCCCCAAGCGAGCAGGAUCCCUAGAAGAAGUAAGUAUUCCAGGCGGAGGACUCACUUCUACGCCUACGCAAGCAGACCAAGAAAAAAUCAUGGCGACCGAAGCGCCACCGAAUGCCGCGCACAUGUCAGAGCGGCAGGAGUACCGGUUAUGAACUGCAAAAGUAUCGUACUAGUAUAAAUUGCAAUCAUGCAUUACAAAUCUUUUUCUCAAGGUAAAUCUGCAUCACAAAUUUUCUUUCUCAUGCUGAGAAAAUUUGUAAUGCAUUUAUACGAGUACGAUACUUUUGCAGUGCAUACCGAUGGAUGCUCUACAACGGUACACCGGCAGCGCGGGUAAAAGCACUGGAAACGCUCUUCAUCAAGUUUGACAUCAACGGUAUAAAGUUGCUUCUGCUUGUCUUUUUCAUGCGUAACUUCUGUGCAUGACAAAGGUCGUCUGUCAUGCGUGUGACCCGCAUGAUUUUUUUGAAGCAAACUUAUAGUUAUGCAAAAAGUUUACCACCUAUUUCUAUUUGUAUUUCCAGGUUCUGGCGAAAUCGACUACGAUGAAUUCAAGAAGAUUCUCUGGUCUUGCAUUACAAAUCUUGUUCCCAAGGCAGAUCAGCAUGACAAAUUUCAUUUCUCGUGCUGAGGAAAUUUGUAAUGCAAUUUCGGCCGCUCAGGGUGCAACUCAAUAGGGCCGUCCGUGGAAAAUGGCUAGCAGGGGGCGCGCUUCUAGAAGUUGUCUCUAGAAGCCCCACCCAGAAAGCUGCAUCGAAGACGCACUGAAGAAAACGACUGGCACUGCGGGGGCCGUCCUCGCGGGCGGAAAAUAGCACAACAGCGGAGCUCCUUUUGGCCCCAAUUUCUUUUCCUAUAGAUUGGAGGGCGCUCCAUAGUGGCUGAGUAGUACGUAGGGGAGGCCGUUCUACGAGUUUUUUUGUGGUAGCGGCCCCACCGGGCGGGCUUCUUUACUUUAGAAUGAAGGGGCCGGCGAAACGGCAGGGGGUGCGCUGCGGGUGGUAAUGUCUAGAAAUGAGACAGCGCACACGAGGGCAAUCAGGCCAAGGCCCGCGGCCGGGUGGGGGCGAGCUAGCAGCUGAGCUCGGGGAACGAAAGCGAGCGCGCCCUCUAAUGUGGGCCGCUUCUAGGGAAGGGCGCUACUAGCAAGCGCGGGCCCGGUUUGCCAUGCUAAAACCGCCCGCCGGGCUUCUAAUAGUGGCCGCGGCUGCGCUAGGUGCAGACUCCCAAUGGUAAGGCUCUUUCGACUAGCCUGCGUCCCCACACUCGCCAAGUUUUUUCCUUGGUGUUUACAUUUAGAUUUACUAGACGACCUAUCGCCGGCGUCCUGGACGCCGGCGUAGUAGUCUAGUAGUUAUACAAAAAGUUUACCACCUAUUUCCAGGUUCUGGCGAAAUCGACUACGAUGAAUUUAAGAAGUAUCCACAAAAAAUUUCCCGUACACGUACAAAUGCCGUUUCUGCAUGACAAAGCUUCCCUCUGAUCCUGUUUGGCAUGACAAGUUGUCUGCUCUAAGUAUAGUGAAAUUUGUGAUGCAUGUUGUACAUGUUGUACGGGAAAUUUGUAUUGCAUACGAAGAUUCUCUGGUGGCUCGAGUUUUCCCUCUCCGAUGAGGGUGUGCGAGAAAUCUUCGACGAGCUCGACGCGGAUCGGUCUAACUGUCUGGAUAUCACAUGCAAAUAUGUCUGGGUCUGGGAGAUAUCGAGCUUUGUCAUGCUAGUCUGGCAUGACUCCGAACUCUGUAUUGCGUGGCCGCGAAGGCUCCUCUUGGCUGUCAUGCAAAAACGCAGUUUCUCAUGCAGAGCGCGCAACUCAGAAGGGCCGAAAAAUUUGUCAUGCUUGGCAGCGCAUUUGCAUUACAAUGUGCUCACUAUUCCCUUCCGUGCAUCACAGGUUUCCAGACCCAGACAUGUUUGCAAUGCAUACUGGACAUGCGAGAAUUCGUGCGGUUUUUCGACGUGCUCGACCGGUAUCGACAAAUGCACGAGGCGGACGUGAAGGACCAGCAAGUCGGAUUAUGCAUUGCAAAAGUAUGAUCGUACUCGUACUAAUUGCAGACAUGCAUGACAGAUCGCCUUGGUAAGCUAAAACAGCAUUACAAAUUUCAUCUGUCAUGCUAAGGAAAUUUGUAAUGCAAUUUAAACGUAGUACGAUGCUUUUGCACUUCAUACGGGUUGGUCCGCAGCAAGAUCUGCCAGAUGUUUUUCGUCAUCAUCAUCCUGGCCACCGCGUUUUUCGCCUAUUCCUGGGUGGCGGCGUCCGCGCAGGGCCGGGACGCGAGCAAGUGGUUGACCAUGACGCUCGUCGGGGCCAGCAUGCUGUUCGUCGGGAUAUUCGUGCUGGCCGCGUACCCGAUUCUCAUGAUGAAAUACGAAAAGUACCAACAGGAGAGGGAACAGCGGAAUUUUGAACUCCAGCAAAUGAAAGCAAACAUGGCACACCACGAGACCAUGGACUCACCAAAGAGCGGGAAGGGAUCGGUAUGGAUAUUGAUGAAUGUGAUGUUGAGUAGCAUCACAAUUUUUUUGCAUCGCAUGACGGAGAAAUCUUGUCAUGCGACGCUAGCACGCGACCGAAAUCGCAUCUGGAAAGAGGCUCUGAUUGAUAUCCAGCAUGGCAAGUACAAAUCAAUAGCAUUUUCUGCAUCACAGACUUACACUUUUUACCCACGUUCAAAAUAAUACAGAAAUCACCCAUGGGAAUGGGUUCGACCUCGCGAUCAAGGCCACAACUCGACUCCGAUGGGUAUGGAGGGGUUCUCACACGUUACACUGACUGCUGUUACAUGAAUUUUCCAUGCGAAAUCAGUAGCACCCUCCACUUCCACACAAUGAAUCGUUUUUGUGCAUCACAAGUUCUUGACGCGCUUUAUAGCAUGGAAAGCAGUUCCAGAUUUGUAUGUGCAAGACGUGCAAACGCUAACGCCCCCCCUUUCCUUUUGUUGCUGUUGCACCACGAAUUCACGUAACAGCUAAGCAGUGUAACGCUUGUGAGCGCCAUAACGCGUUUGCGGACUUCGGAGACGAGCCUCGCUUCCAAUCGUCCACUAUGACACCCUAUGAACUGCAAAAGUAUCGUAUUCGUAUAAAUGCAUGACAAAUUCCCUCAGCAUGAGAAAUAGAAUUUGUAACGCGGAUUUACCUUGAGAAAAAAAUUUGUAAUGCAUGACUGCAAUACGAGUGCGAUACUUUUGCACAGGAUACACCCGGCGGCGGGCAGCAGAUGAUGAGCUCUUACCGGAUGAGCAGAAUGGACCAGAGUAUCAUACGAAAAAAGUGUUUCACUGUAAAAGAUUUUGCGAGUUUCGCAUUACAAGUUCGUUACAUGUGACAAGGAAAACUUGCCGUGAUGCGCGGUUGCAAAGGGAAAUAAACACAGCUAAAAAUCACUUGUCUUGCAUGUGUAGCAACACAAACACUUCUACGAUGCAUUGUCUGCAUUACAAGUUUACAGUGAAGCAGUUUUUUCUUGUGAUACAGAGCCAAAUGCAGUUGAUGGAUCAGUCCAUGCACAGUACGAUGGGAGCGAGUCAGAUAUCCUGUGCAAAAGUAUCGUACUCGUAUUGUAAUCAUGCAUUACAAAUCCUGUUCUUAAGGCAAAUUAGCAUUACAAAUUUUAUUUCUCAUGCUGAGGAAGUUUGUAAUGCAUUUAUACGAGUACGAUACUUUUGCAGUUCAUAUCAGACCAUGAGUCCCAACAACCAGAGUCAACAGCAUAAUAUGGGCGGCAGUCCGAAUAACCAGUCCAAAUACGCACUGCAGGACUUUUCGAAGCAUAUCGUACGAAAAAAGUGUUUCACGAUUGUAAGGAUUUUGCAAGUUUUGCAUCACAAGUUUGCUCUACAUCACCGAGAAAAUUUGCCAUGCGAGAUUCCUAAGGGAAAACACAGGUAAAACUCCAUUGGCUUGCAUGUGUAGCAAGACAAAUACUUCUCAGAUACAUUUUCUGCAUUACAAGUUUACAGUGAAGCAGUUUUUUCUUGCGAUAAAGCAGGCCUCGCAGAUAUUGUCCGAUGAAGAGUUGAUCGCCGAAUACCAAAACAAUGAGGAGAUCGAAGACUUCGCAUACCACCAGGGGAACUACGAUUUGGCAAAAAUCCAGCAGCACCAAAUAACACCCUCGACGUUUCACCCCAUGGCGACAAAGGGAUAUCGAGGUAUAAUUUUUGAAAUGCAAAAACGCAGUUUCUCAUGUAGUUGACGCAAGAGAUAGUCGCUCAGAAAGUACUUGUCAUGCGCAUCCCCAUGAUAUUGGAGGCUGCUUAUUAUUCGCAAACUUGCAUCACAAGUUUCCAGAGCCAGACCCAGACAUGUUUGCACUGCCUAGGUCUACUCGCUCAACAAUUUUUCUUCCACAGGUUCUUGGGUCCAGAAGAACAAUCCGAACCUGACCCUCCAAGGAAGCUCCGCGGCCACCACUUUCUGGUCGCGCAAAAGUGUUGGCCAAGUGCUCCAUGGCCAUCACUUUUGCCCAUCACUUUCCGGUCGGGCAACCGGGCAAGAGUGAUGGCCAAGAGCUUCCAGGCAGGCACUUUUUGCCACCUCUUUCGUUCCGGCCGGGCACGCUUUUCCUAUUCGGCUUCAAUCACUUUUCUCGCGCACGCUUUUGCCCCUCGGCUUCUGGUGCAUGGCAUGGGCGGGGGGGCGCGAGGCAAAACCGCGCAAACAAGCCCCCGGAAGCGUGAGGCCCAUCCCCAUCCAGGGGCGGGGGUUUUCUUUACGCCGGCCGCCGAAGCCGCCCCAGAAUAAGCUUCGCAACUGGCCUCCUUCGCUUUGCUUGCCGCGUGCGGCUAAAGGGCUGACGGCGGGCCGGCGUCCUGGACGCCGGACCGCAAAAGGCGUUAAAGCGGCGAGGCCGCUAGGGCAAGCGCAGGCGCGGCAACGCGGCUAUAGGGCUGACGGCGGGCCGGCGUCCUGGACGCCGGACCGCAAAAGGCGUUAAGGCGGCGAGGCCGGUAGGGCAAGCGCAGGCGCGGCAACGAUCUUCCUCGCGGCAGGCAGCGUUAUGCUUUUCAACCUUCUAGCCACAUCCUAUUCGACUCCACGCCAGACCUUCUAAACGCAUUCCCAUCUUUAGAAUUAUCUUUAAAUCUACUAGCCCAGCGGGCGUCCUGGACGCCCGCGUCAAGAGGCUAGUAGAUCUACUUGCUCGAGAACAAUUUUUCUCGGGUCCAGAAGAACAAUUUUUCCACAGGUUCUUGGGUCCAGAAGAACAAUCCGAACCUGAUAUUGCAGUGAAAAGUGCCCCCCACCCCUGAAAGUGCAAAAUUUGUGAUGCGAAGUUUCCAAAUGAAAACUUUCUGUCAUGCAUGGAAGGAGUAUGGAUCUUUCUGAUGCAGAGUCUAGGCGUAUAUCGCAUCGCUUGCAUGACAAGCGCCGCUCUUUCUGGGCCCUUUUGCAAUACAAAUUUUUGCUAUUCACGAUUGAAGACCUGUGAUGCUGAUAGAUGCAAGAGCGCGAAUGUUUCAUUUGGAAAGGUUUGCAAUACAAAUGCUUUUAAGUUCGGGGGUGGGGGCAUUUUUCAUUGUAAUACCUGACCCUCCAAGGAACGUCAGACUACGUUGGAAAAUCUAUCCAGAACACGAACCGAAUGAGCCAGCACGCGCAGAGGGAGGGUUUGACGAAGCAGAAAAUCGAAAACAUCAAACUCAACUCCACCAUCUCGAGCGGGUGGUACGGCGGCAGCUGCAGCCCCUACGAAAGCAGCCACAUGAUACCGCCCCAGGCCACGAAUAACCGGAUCGCGCCGACGGAGCCGGGUGGCCUGAUAGGGGGCACGGCGCCGAGGGGGCACGGACAGGGGGCUUUAAUGAAUACGGGGAUGUCCUCGAGUCCGAAGAAAAUCGGGACCCACGGAAACAGCCCUAAAUCACAACUGGCGCUGGGGAAUUAGGUAGUGGCGGAAUGAGGGUGAGGUACUACGGAACUACUUAUGAUGUUGUCCCGAAAAAUAUUAGAAACCAAUGAAUCUUAAAGUUAAACAAUGAAGAGGAAGCCGAAUGUUUAUUACAUUACACACAAUUUACGAAUUAUGUUACGAGCGUUGUUUCGCAAAAGUUCGCCGACAGAUCUGAUGACUGGUGACAGACUGUAGAAUUAUGUCCUAAUCUAAAAGUCGAAUGCAAGAAGACAAGGACAAACAAGUGCUCGACUAACUCCAACCCGGAAUAGGUCCACUGUGGUUCUUUGUCAGCACGCAAGAAGAGCUUUGAAGCAAUGCAGAGACAAUGAAUUUCUCCCAUGUAAAUUUGUUAAGAUUGUGCUACAUCUGUGACAACUGUCUGGUAUAUGAUGAUUUUCGAGGAACAAUUGUUACUUGUGCCAGCGAGAACAAAUAUUCUCACGCUAGUACAACUUCGGCUACAUGCCUAUCAUCUCCGUGCGUGAUCGGUGAUGGCAACCUGCAGGGUCUUGCUUGGCGAAGCGUUCUCUGCAUGCGCGGUUCAUCCACUUUAGAUAGACGUGUGGUUUUGAUGCGCGCCAAUCGUUGUCUCGCAAGAUGAUAGAAUCAAGAAUCAAGAGUCAUGAAGCCUCGAUUAAGUACAUGUCUUUAUCUGCUUCAUCGAUUUCGUCGUGUACGAAACACAAACAA